Molecule: messenger RNA, 990 nt
Organism: Alternaria alternata
Lineage: Eukaryota; Fungi; Ascomycota; Dothideomycetes; Pleosporales; Pleosporaceae
Product: P-loop containing nucleoside triphosphate hydrolase protein
Exons: 1
Coding region: 127-873 (248 amino acids)
Cellular component (GO): cytoplasm
Source: RefSeq, a predicted model, not a curated record
UGCACGUGUGAAGACUUGAUAGUCAUAGUCGUUGUAUGUCGCCCGUAAUUUAAAUAGACAGUGUGCUACAGAGCUUGCCAUUGGAGAGACACGUCAGAAGCACGGCGGAAAAGAAAAGUUGUAAACAUGCCGUCACCCCUUCUCAUCGGCAUCUCAGGACCCUCUUCAUCUGGCAAGACAACACUCUCUCGCCUACUCCGCGACAUAUUCCCGCCAUCAAAGCUAUUCAUUCUACAUCUCGAUGACUUUUACCUCACCGACGCCGAGAUUCCGGUCAAAAAUGGCGUCCAGGAUUGGGACUGCAUAGAGUCGCUCAACCUACCUGCACUCCAACAAGCCCUCCAACACAUCAAAGAACAUGGAAACAGCCCAGACUGGUUAGUCAGUCAGGAAGAUCAAAACAGCGUCGGAGAACACGGUGUACCUGAAGCUGAGAUUCAGAAACUGAGACAGGAUGUAUCGACGUGGCUGGGUAGUAGUACGCCGGGGUGGGAAGAAAGACGCAUCUGCAUCGUCGAUGGCUUCCUCCUCUUCUCAGAAGACAUGAAGGACAUACGCUCCCUAUUUGAUGUCAAACUCUUCCUCCGCACUUCCUACGAGACUGCGAAGCGCAGGCGCGAAGCGCGGAGUGGGUAUGUAACUAUUGAAGGGUUCUGGACAGAUCCACCGGGGUAUGUCGAUGAUAUCGUAUGGCCGAAUUACGUCAAAGAUCAUAGAUUUCUAUUCAGGGGCGGGGACGUGGACGGGGAGUUGGACGAAAGUGUUUGCGAGAGUGUUGGAAUAUGUGGCAUGCCGAGGGAAGCAGAGGGGGAUAUGACGCAGUGUUUGCGCUGGGCAGCUGGGGUAUUGAGGCGAGUGGUCAAGGGAACAUGAAGGCAGUUUUGAAGAUUGUAUUAUUAUGCCUGUAUGCAUAUCACUUUGGAGCUCUUUUGACCACAAAACACGACAUGCUCCAAUUCCGAACCAGAUUGUUAAUAUCCGUCAACGCCA